UCUCCCUUGCUCCUUCCCUGUCUGACAUUGCGGGCCUGGUGGCCAAUCGGCUUCUCCAGAAGAUCAAAUGUCGCUAUAACAUGAGGACUUAAUCACCUUGGGAAGUUUGCAGAUCCUGCAGCCCAUUCGGCAGGGAACUCACCACUUCUCUCAGCUUCCCCCUCUCAGAAACCCACUGCCAACAUGUCUGACACCGAGGAAGUGGAUCAGGUAGAGGAGGAAUAUGAAGAAGAAGAAGUUCAUGAGGAAGUUCAUGAACCAGUGCAUGAGCCAGUUCAUGAGCCAGAGGAAAAGCCCAGGCCAAAACUGACUGCUCCUAAAAUACCAGAGGGUGAGAAAGUAGACUUUGAUGACAUCCAAAAGAAGAGGCAGAACAAAGACCUGAUUGAACUGCAAGCCUUGAUUGACAAUCACUUCGAGGGCAGGAAGAAGGAAGAAGAGGAACUGCUUGCCCUGAAGGAAAGAAUUGAGAAACGCAGAGCCGAAAGGGCAGAACAACAAAGAAUCCGGGCUGAGAAUGAGAAGGAGCGUCAGGUCAGGCUUGCGGAGGAGAAGGUAAGAAGAGAGGAAGAAGAUGCUAAGAGAAAAGCUGAGGAUGACCUGAAGAAAAAGAAGGCUCUGACCUCCAUGGGUGCCACAUACAGCAGCUAUUUGGCAAAGGCUGACCAGAAGAGAGGAAAGAAGCAGACUGCUAGGGAAAUGAAGAGGAAGAUCCUGGCAGAGAGGCGCAAAACACUAAACAUUGACCACCUGAAUGAAGACAAGCUGAGGGAUAAGGCCAAGGAACUGUGGGAUUGGUUAUACCAGCUGGAAACUGAGAAGUAUGAAUUUGGAGAGAAGAUGAAGAGUCAAAAAUAUGAGAUUGUAUCACUACGUAGCAGGGUGCAGGCGCUAUCCAAGUUCAGUAAGAAAGCAGGAGUCAAGGGCAAAGUUGGAGGGCGUUGGAAGUAAAGAAACAAGAGGUGACUGCAGGCAGGAUCAUCCCCGGUGGCGUGGCUAAACAUUGCUGGCCUCCCCCUAACCCCUUCACAAAUCAAUUUCACUCCCAUGCUUGAGCAAAACUACAACACCAGCCUGGAUUGCCUACUCCGUUUUUAAGGACUCCAGCAGUGUCCUGAACCAAAAGGAAGGAGGUUCCCGUGGAACAGAGAUGACUCCCUGCUGGCACCUUUUCUGCUUCAUGUGUCCUUUGUUUUCCUGACACCAGCCCUCUGCUCCCCGUAGAUUGCUAUGUAUGAAUCUCUGGAUUUUGUAAAUAAAGUGUGACCGAUA
Molecule: messenger RNA, 1272 nt
Organism: Chelonia mydas (Green sea turtle)
Lineage: Eukaryota; Metazoa; Chordata; Testudines; Cheloniidae
Gene: TNNT3
Product: troponin T3, fast skeletal type
Exons: 17
Coding region: 184-951 (255 amino acids)
Biological process (GO): regulation of muscle contraction; muscle contraction; sarcomere organization
Cellular component (GO): troponin complex
Molecular function (GO): troponin C binding; troponin I binding; tropomyosin binding
Source: RefSeq, a predicted model, not a curated record